UCAUUAAUUUAUUUUGUCCCUUUCUUUUAAUCUUCUUCAAUGGGUUUCCUUUGGGUUAUUGUUUAUACUCUUUUAUUCUCUUUCUUGCUUGUUUCUUGCGAAAGCAAUGUCAAUGUCACCCAGUGUUUCAUUGCCAGCGUCCAAAAUGACCUGAAACCGCAAGAGUAUUCUGAUGCGGAAGAUUGGUAUAGGUCCAUAAUUGAGAGUCUGAAUUCCUCCAAAAAUUAUAAUAUUUCACACUAUGUACAAAAUACCAAUUACUUUCUCUACGUCUACGAUACCAUCUUCCAUGGUUUCUCCGCGAAUCUGACAACACUGCAAGCCGAAGAGCUAAAGACACGCCCUGAAAUUCUUGCUGUAUUUCCUGACAGGGUUCGACAACUUCACACCACUCGAACACCUGAGUUUCUCGGACUUGAUGAAACAAGCUGGAGAAAUGGCAUACUUAACGAGUCCAACUGGGGUUCGAACACCAUCAUCGGAGUCCUCGACACCGGUGUAUGGCCUGAAAGCCGUAGUUUCUACGAUGGAGACCUGGAUCCAAUCCCUUCUCACUGGAAAGGGAAGUGCGAUCCAGGAGAUGAAUUUCCCAAAACCCUAUGCAACAAGAAGCUUAUCGGAGCAAGAUACUUUACCAGGGGCUAUAUCGAACACUUGGGCGCCAAAGAAUACUACAUAAAAUCAGCACGAGACGGUAUAGGCCACGGAACCCACACGGCUUCCACAGCAGCGGGACGACGAGUUGGCAGAGCCUCUUUAUUUGGUUAUGCACGUGGCACUUCAUCAGGAAUUGCACCGAAAGCGAGACUUGCUGUCUACAAGGUGUGCGGUUCCAAGGGCUGUUACAAUUCUGACAUAGUUGCUGCCAUGGAAUCUGCCAUCAAAGAUGGUGUCAACGUCAUUUCGCUCUCUCUCGGCGGCUAUCCAGAUUACUAUGAUACGGACCCCAUUGCAAUAUCCUCCUACUCCGCCAUGGACAAAGGCAUUGUUGUUUCCGCUUCAGCAGGCAAUUCGAUCCCUAUCGCUGGAUCUGUGACCAAUAUUGCCCCAUGGAUCACCACCGUUGGUGCAGGCACGCUUGAUAGGAAUUUCCCAGCUUAUUUAACUCUGGAAGAUGGCCACGUCAUCGCCGGAACUUCGCUGUACACUGGGAAGCAUCCGUCGGAGACAAAUUACUUUCCGUUGAUAUACGCCGGAUCCGCAGCCAAAGCGAACCAAAGUGUGCAAGACGCGGCUCGUUGCUCCCCUAACACGCUCGACGAAAGCCUCGUACGUGGGAAGAUUGUGGCAUGUGACUUGGGUCAGAUUCCAUCGAUUGGUCAAGCUCUCGUGGUCAACGAGUCUGGUGGGGUCGCCACGAUUAUUGCCAACGUGGAGCCAAUCGGAGAGGGUUUACGCGCCCAUGCAUAUUUAACCCCUGGGUUGUCAAUCACCGAAUCAGCCCGUGCGGCGCUUCUUAAUUAUAUUACAUCGUCCAAUAAUCCAAGGGCUACCAUUCAAUUCCGCGGGACCCUCUUAGGGGUAAAACCGGCACCCAUGGUUGGUUCCUUUUCCUCCCGUGGCCCCAACAGCAAUUCUCCGUACGUAUUGAAACCCGAUGUGAUUGCGCCAGGUGUCAAUAUCCUAGCCUCCUGGCCCGAUAAUCUGCCGCCUUCUUCCAUGUCUGGUGAUCAUAGGCGUACCAAGUUUAACAUAAUCUCGGGCACAUCAAUGUCCUGCCCACACGUGUCCGGUUUAGCCGUUUUGUUAAAGGGGGCCCACCCGGACUGGUCUCCGGCGAUGAUCAAAUCAGCUAUGAUGACCACAGCGUACACGCACGAUCAGGACGGUAUACCAUUGCUGGAUGAGUGGCACCGUACUAGAGCUACGGUGUUCGACUUUGGUGCGGGACACGUGGAUCCGGAGAGAGCUGUAGAUCCUGGCUUGGUUUAUGAUCUGACGGCGGAUGAUUAUGUGAACUUCCUCUGUGCUUCAAAUUACAGUAGCAAACAAAUCAAGGUAAUUACAGGGAGAGAAGUGACAUGUGCUGUUGGGAAUGACAGCCCGUGGGAGCUGAACUAUCCAGCAAUCUCGGUGGUUUUUGGCGGAUCCAAUUCCACCACAAGGGAGAUUUCAGUUACUAGAACAGUUACGCACGUGUGCGAUGGUCCAUCCACAUACGUGGCAAGUGUCAUGAACCCAGAAGAUGCAACUGUGAGCAUUGCACCUGAAAAGAUUGCAUUCACAAAUAAGGGUGAGAAGAGAAGUUUUAGUGUUAAGAUUUUGGGCCAUGAAGCACGUAGUGAGUCGGGUACUGAGUUUGGAAUGUUGACGUGGACCGAUGGUAAACAUGAGGUGAAUUCAGCUCUAGUGGUCAACUGGGAUAUUUGAUUAGUUUAGUAAUUCCAAAAUGCAAUGUUAUUUGGACAGAGUAAAUUAAAUAAAAAUGUGAAUAUUACAAAAAAA
Messenger RNA from Ziziphus jujuba (common jujube), 2445 nucleotides. RefSeq names its product subtilisin-like protease SBT1.5. Gene Ontology annotation, biological process: proteolysis. NCBI's taxonomy places the organism in Eukaryota, Viridiplantae, Streptophyta, Magnoliopsida, Rosales, Rhamnaceae. Gene Ontology annotation, molecular function: serine-type endopeptidase activity. The transcript has a single exon. The record is from RefSeq and is a predicted model, not a curated record. The coding region runs from base 40 to 2370 and encodes 776 amino acids.